CUCUCAGUUCCUAAUAUUGGGCUUGAUGUGUACGUCGUCAUCGGGAAAGCGCCAAGCUUGGGAUGGAAACGUUGGCGUUUACUUGAAGCUCACAAGUGAGGCCGUCGUUUUAAAAGGGAAGGUGGGCGGCCCGGAAGAAGUUGACAUGAUGGUUUGGUCCGAGCCUGCCUGAGCGGCUGUUGUGGAAAAACAUGAGUGGAGGCUUAGCACCCAGCAAAAGCACUGUUUAUGUGUCCAAUUUACCCUUUUCACUGACAAACAAUGACCUAUAUAGGAUUUUUUCCAAGUAUGGCAAAGUGGUUAAAGUUACGAUUAUGAAGGACAGAGAUACACGAAGGAGUAAAGGGGUUGCAUUUAUUUUGUUUUUGGAUAAAGAAUCUGCACAGAACUGUUCUCGGACACUUAACAAUAAACAAUUAUUUGGAAGAGUAAUAAAGGCAAGUAUUGCUAUUGACAAUGGAAGAGCUGCAGAAUUCAUCCGCAGGCGAAACUACUAUGACAAAUCAAAAUGUUAUGAAUGUGGGGAAACGGGGCACUUAAGUUAUGCAUGCCCUAAAAACAUGCUAGGAGAACGUGAGCCACCAAAAAAGAAGGAAAAGAAGAGAAGGAAGAAAGUAGUUGAGCCAGAAGAAGAAAUUGAGGAAGUGGAAGAAAGUGAAGAUGAAGGAGAAGACCCUGCGCUCGAUAGCCUCAGUCAAGCUAUAGCGUUCCAGCAAGCCAAAAUUGAAGAAGAGCAGCAAAGAUCAACACAGACUGCAGGAGGACCAUCAACAUCUGACUCGAGACGUCCCCGGAUCAAAAAGAGUGCAUAUUUCAGUGAUGAGGAAGAACUCAGUGAUUAAAUUAUGUUUUAUGUAAACUUGUAAAAUGUAGACUUGUGUUCUAUAAGCUUUGUUUUGCUGUUUAGACUUCUCUACUGUUGUAUAUAAAAAUAAUGGUAAUUUGAGAACACCAAAUAUUUCUAAUAUGCCAGAUGAUUUUGUUUAUCAUCAAAAGUUCACUGUAUUCAUGAUUAUCAUCUUGCUUUAAAAUCAAUUGCAGUGUUCUCAUUUGAUCCUCAAACAUAUUGAUUAAAAUGCUUUUUAUUAUAA
Messenger RNA from Hemicordylus capensis (graceful crag lizard), 1091 nucleotides. It is a transcript of the gene ZCRB1, whose product is annotated as zinc finger CCHC-type and RNA binding motif containing 1. Lineage: Eukaryota; Metazoa; Chordata; Lepidosauria; Squamata; Cordylidae. Gene Ontology annotation, biological process: mRNA splicing, via spliceosome. The transcript is spliced from 8 exons. Gene Ontology annotation, cellular component: U12-type spliceosomal complex. Gene Ontology annotation, molecular function: RNA binding; zinc ion binding. The record is from RefSeq and is a predicted model, not a curated record. The coding region runs from base 192 to 842 and encodes 216 amino acids.